UCAGCGCCCGCCGGAGGAGCGGCGGGGCCGGGGCAGGUCUCAGGUGCGGGGCUGCACGGGGUCCCUAUAGGCGGUCUCCGUACGGUGUAGGGGGUCUCUACAAGAGAGCCUGCUGGACCGCGGAGGCCGCUCGUAGCUGAUCUGGAAGCGCUGUAGGUCACUGUGCCAGCCUGCGGGGAAGAUGAAUGGCUGCGUUUCACACACACUCUGCCUGUCCCUCAUCCUGGUGUCCCUGCUGAGCAAUGUCCUUGCUUGGAGUAGUCAGGAUCUCCAUUGUGGAGCUUGUCGGGCCCUGGUGGACGAGCUGGAGUGGGAGAUCUCCCAGGUGGACCCCAAGAAAACCAUCCAGAUGGGGUCGUUCCGUAUCAACCCGGACGGCAGCCAGUCGGUCGUAGAGGUGCCCUAUGCCAGAUCAGAAGCUCACCUGACGGAGCUGCUGGAGCGGGUCUGUGAGAAGAUGAAGGAGUAUGGGGAGAAGGUGGAUCCCUCCACCCACCGGAAAAGCUACGGCCGCGUGAUCUCCCAAGACGGGACCAAGAUGGACCUUUCUGGGACCAAAAUAGACGGGGACGUGACGUCCCGCCUGAAGUUUGCGUGCGAGAGUAUCGCCGAGGAGUAUGAAGAUGAGCUCAUUGAAUUCUUCUCCCGUGAGACCGACAACGUCAAGGAUCGGCUCUGCAGCAAGCGGACCGAUCUGUGCGACCAUGCCCUGAACAUCCCCCAUGAUGAGCUGUGAAGGCGAAGGCCUGGAUCAAACUGGACAUCCCCUGUAGCGGACUCCUCCCCUACCCGCCAGCAUUGCCCUGAGAACCUCGCUGUGUGUCACUUGGAAACCCCAGUCUUCGCUUGGGGCGGAAAGCAGGACAGAAGCUUCCUUUGGAGGGAAAGACGUUGUCCUUCUCCUGCCCCCUUGAGAUUGCUUGACUUUCAAUCUGCCUUUAGGCUGUCGAUAUUUCCUCCCUCAUCCCUUCCCUAAGGAGAUGGACAGAUGUUCCUGUAGGGUCCAGAGUCUCGAUUACUCUGGUGCUUUUUGUCUUAUUUAUUUUGGUUGAGCUUCCACUGUAACUGUCGUGGGGUGGGAGUGUCAGCUCUUGGGAAGAGGAAAGGGGGCCAGGGACCAGGACUCCUGGGUUCUGUUCCAGCUCUGAGAGGAGAUGCCCAUGCCUGGCGCUGCCCCUCAGAGAGCAUCAGGACUCUGAGUUCUAGCCGGGCUGCUGGAGUGAGACCUCCCAGGUUUUAUUCUGAGCAGCAAUGUACUCUAGUGGCUACAGUGCAGGAGCAGGAGUCAGGACUCGGGUUCUCUUCUGGCUCUGACGCUGUCUCGCUGUGACCUUGGGCAGCUCACUUCUCUGUGGCUUUUCUGACUGCACAGAGACUUCUCCACCAUCAUCCGUCCAGAGGGGACACUUCCAGCUGCCAGCAGCAGGAGCAGCGGUUAUUGAGCUCAGAUGACAGCCGGCGAAGACAUGGCCGAGUCAGCGCUCUGCUAGUAACAUCUGCACGCGCAGGGUGGAGCGAUCCAGUUUUCCAAGGGGAGUCGUGUGACUUUGAAGGGCUUGUUUUUAAAUGCCUCAGGUCUGUUUCCUGAGGACCUCUUUCUAGGCUGCAGGUGGCUGUGAUCUCUGACGGGGGGCAGCAGAAUAAACCUCUGGCCACACUGCAGCUGGAACUGCUCA
Gopherus evgoodei (Goodes thornscrub tortoise) is the source of this 1676-nucleotide messenger RNA. It is a transcript of the gene CNPY2, whose product is annotated as canopy FGF signaling regulator 2. Gene Ontology annotation, cellular component: endoplasmic reticulum. NCBI's taxonomy places the organism in Eukaryota, Metazoa, Chordata, Testudines, Testudinidae. The record is from RefSeq and is a predicted model, not a curated record. The transcript is spliced from 6 exons. The coding region runs from base 182 to 736 and encodes 184 amino acids.